AUGUCAAUUUUGUUCACUUAUCAAAUUGGUGCUAUGAUCAUUUGCUUCGUCCAAAAACACCAAUCAAUUGCAGGCGCAUUGAAAAAAUAUGAGAUUCCAAAACCUUUAAUUAUCUUCAUGGCACUCUAUUUCUCCAUUUUUGUUACAAGUGUUCCGUGUGUCUUCAGCACUUUAAAUGUUCCAGAAGACCAGAAAAUCGAUUAUAUUCAAAUAGUAACUCUGGACAUUUUUGAUUUGUUUUAA
Messenger RNA from Caenorhabditis briggsae, 243 nucleotides. NCBI's taxonomy places the organism in Eukaryota, Metazoa, Nematoda, Chromadorea, Rhabditida, Rhabditidae. The record is from RefSeq and is a predicted model, not a curated record. The transcript has a single exon. The coding region runs from base 1 to 243 and encodes 80 amino acids.